Salvia splendens (bonfire salvia) is the source of this 2676-nucleotide messenger RNA. RefSeq lists its product as uncharacterized. The coding region runs from base 727 to 2580 and encodes 617 amino acids. The transcript is spliced from 3 exons. Lineage: Eukaryota; Viridiplantae; Streptophyta; Magnoliopsida; Lamiales; Lamiaceae. The record is from RefSeq and is a predicted model, not a curated record.
AAUAUUUCAAAGCAUGUUUUAUAAAAAUUAUCAUUGGAUACAAUAAUAUUUAGGUACAAUCUAUCGGACUAGCCUAUCUAUCGGAUUCUAAAUAGGCCUUACUCAUAUUGCAAACUAAUCAGAGACAAAAUAAUCAGAUUAUAAUUUUAUGAGGCUAAAAAUUUUGUUACUAUUACAACACCAAUAAAAAUAAAAGUUACAAAUAAUUAAUUUGAGUACUCUAUCAUCGAAAACCUAGAUUAAAUCAUAGAAGCAUGAGAUAAAGCCGAAAAUUUCUGAACUCUGAACCAAGGCAAAACAAAACACACGUGUCGAGUGGCCAACAUUUUCUUACACAAAACCUCAGAAAUCGUUCUUCCCAAAAAGAGCCAAAAUUGCCGAUAAAUGUCCCAUCAGAUUACGUGCAGCUGAAGAUGGUUUUAGGAUCAACCCCACCCUAAAUUGCUUUGCUCAUCCGUAGCCAUCGCAUGCAUUCAAAGCGUUUCAAUAAAGGCAGCAAAUUUUCCCCAAGAGUGCUGCUGCAAUAAAGCGUUCACAUGAGAGAGAAACAGAGAGGUCUUUAAAGGAUUGAGCUCGAAAGCAGCUGCAUAAUUUAUAAUUUACGUUCAUCAAGACAAAGAGAGAAACAGUGAUCAGCGCGUGUGCUUUUGUGUCAGUGACUGCGUGUGCGUGUGACGAAGAAAUGUCGCCGCAGUCUAGUACCAAUAAUUCGUAGAGAGAGAGGAAAUGAAGAGGGAGGAAAAGGUAAAGGAGGAAGAGGAGAGGGAAAGGGGUGAAUUAAUGGUGGAAAAGCUGAAGCGCGGGAUUUCGAUAGGGAAAAGAGAGGGAAAAUCCACUCCAUCUCCCACGUGGAAAUUCAGCUUCCUUCAAUCUGAUGGAACCCUAAUUCCAGAUUCUAAUUUUCCCCCAAAUUUGACAACACUCUCUGCUAGGAAAUUGGGUGCAAAUCUGUGGGAGAUGGAUCCCCAGCUCAAUCUCAGAGUCGCCAACAUCAACAAAAAUGGGCCUAUUUUGACCAAUCACACUUUGCAAGAUUUGGAUGAGGCAGCAUCACUGUCAAAACAGGAGACGAGUGGUGUUAGUUUUAGGAAGCAGCUCGCAUCUUCGCUGGUGCAGGAUAAUGCCAGAGUCGACAAGGUUGGGCAAGAUCAUCGGCCUCUGUCCCCUGCCAGCUGCUCUAGCUCAAUGGAGAUGGAUCUUCCGCGUAGAUCUGCAGUUAGUCCAUUAAGCUCUGUAGUGUCAAAUGGAAAAUUUGGAGAGUCGAGUUAUAGCCUCAAAACUUCCACGGAGUUGCUUAAAGUACUGAAUAAAAUUUGGAGCCUCGAAGAAAAGCAUGCGUUGGAUAUGUCGUUGGUGAGAGCUCUGAAGAGGGAACUGGAGCAAACCCAGGCACGAAAUAAAGAACUGAUGCAAGAGAAGAAAAGAGAUCAGGGUGAAAUCGAUCAUUUAAUGGAGCAAAUGACAGAGUACAAAGUUGCUCGAAAGAGGGAACAACAACGCAUCAAGGAUACAGUGAAGUUAGUCGAAGACAAGCUAGAGGAUGAACUGAAAUUAAGAAGACAUUCAGAGAGCCGUCAUCACAAGCUGGCUAAGGAGCUCUCGCAGAUGAAAUCAUCAUUCUCUAAUGUCUUGAGAGAACUUGAUCAGGAGAGGAAAGCACGGAUGCUGCUAGAAGACCUCUGUGAUGAGUUUGCCAAAGGGAUAAGAGAUUAUGAGCAAGAAGUACGCCUCGUUAAACAAAAAUGUGGCAAGGAUCAGAUUGGAAGGGAACAAAAUGACCGAUUAAUUCUUCACAUUUCUGAAGCCUGGUUGGAUGAAAGAGCGCAGAUGAAGCUAGCAGAUGCUAGCAACGUUUCAUUACAACAAUCUGCUUUGGACAAGUUAUGCAUCGAGAUUGAAUCCUUUCUCCGAGAGAAACAAUCCGAUCAUUCUGGGACUAAUGUUGAUGUGUCCACAAAGACGCCCUCUCAGAGCCGUGCACUUCCACAUUCUCUGGAGUCUUUUCAUUUGAACGAGCCUGCAAGCGCUCCUUGGCGAGUGAACAAUGAAGACGACUCUAUUGGAAUGACCAGCCAUCGUCCUCAUCUUUCUAGAGGGUAUAGUUUGAAGCAAGCGAAUGAGGAAUUAGCCUCUGAUGGUCGUAACAAGGAAACAAUGAGACCAAGACCAGGCAACGAGAAGCAACGUUCACGGAGGGGAUCAUCAGAUCCGUCCUGCUCCCAUAUUCAGCUAGACGAUGAGAAGCAUCACCAACAAGUGAACGAGGGAUCAACGAAAACCAGAAACACGAACUCAUAUGACAUGAGUCAUCACCCGAUGCCCAAGAAAGGCGAGAUCUUGCAACGAUCUACUCGGGAAGGAAGGACAAGAACAACUGAUGCUGAUAUGAGUGUUGGGCAUCGCGUGGACCCAUCCAGAAAGUUGAAGUCUGAGGUAUCAGCGGGAGAUCCUGAGAUCUCCGAGUCGUGUGGGAGAUGGGAAAAUGGCGCAAGACCGAAUACAUUGAAGGCGAAGCUGAUGGAAGCAAGGCUAGAAGGGCAGCAGUCUCGUUCUUCCAAAGGCUUGUCGAAAGUUGACUAAAAAAUGCCACAUUUGUAGAUUCCGCAACUAUGUAGAUUAAGGAGGGCCCUUCCCUUUUAAUCAUUUUGACAAUUUUGAUGAAGUAUCAGUUAACUA